Molecule: messenger RNA, 1017 nt
Organism: Verticillium nonalfalfae
Lineage: Eukaryota; Fungi; Ascomycota; Sordariomycetes; Glomerellales; Plectosphaerellaceae
Exons: 2
Coding region: 1-1017 (338 amino acids)
Biological process (GO): lipid homeostasis
Cellular component (GO): membrane; endoplasmic reticulum
Source: RefSeq, a predicted model, not a curated record
AUGAAGGAUCCAUUCCCUCUGGAACCGUUGCCAUGGCUUUCGAAAGCAGUACAGCCCUGGGCUGAUUACUUGUCGCUGCCCUCACUGCCUCUCCAUAUCCACGAAGUCCUUAUUGCAUGUCUUCUAUACUCUGUCAUUUACUGGCCGAUUUCGCCUUUGCUCUCCAAUCUACUAGUUGGGGAGCGCUACAGAAGCUUGCCUAGGAAGCGCCGCGUGAAUUGGGAUGCACAUGUUGUGUCCUUUUUCCAGAGUACGUUGAUCAACGGGCUUGCGCUUUGGAUCAUGUUCGUCGACGAGGAACGUCGUGAAAUGGAUUGGCAGGCACGUAUUUGGGGCUACACUGGUGCCGUUGGCAUGAUCCAGGCUUUGGCUGCCGGCUACUUUCUAUGGGAUUUGGUUGUCACCAGUUUGAACAUGGACGUUUUCGGUCCUGGCACUCUUGCCCAUGCCGUCAGUGCCCUGCUCGUCUACUCUUUUGGCUUCCGUCCCUUCGUCAACUACUACGCCCCCGUCUUCAUCCUGUGGGAGUUGUCGACGCCCUUCCUCAACAUACACUGGUUCUUCGACAAACUUGGCAUGACGGGCACAAAGCCUCAACUCUACAAUGGUCUUGCACUUUUGUUCACCUUCUUCAGCUGCCGUCUCGUCUACGGAACUUACCAGUCUGUCAUGGUCUUUAAAGAUAUCUGGGCAGCAAUGAACACAUUUCCUGGACUUGAGCUGCUGAAGGGGGCAAGUAACUUGCCGGGCAGCAAUAUCCCGUUGUCCGACGCCAUGAGAUUUUUGACGACCUCAUCAACAGUUCCGACGUGGCUGGCAGCAGCGUACCUUAUCAGUAACCUAACGUUGAAUGGACUCAACUUUUACUGGUUUGUCAUGAUGAUCCGCGCGGUUCGCAAGCGGUUCCAGCCAAGUAGGCCAGUGGGUGGUCAGGAGAAGCAAGCUCAAGCUGUACUGCACGCCGCAGACAGCGCACCAAGUACUGCAUCAGUGCGACCACGGAGAAGGAAAGCCUGA